Messenger RNA from Colias croceus (clouded yellow), 1855 nucleotides. RefSeq names its product UBX domain-containing protein 4. The transcript is spliced from 12 exons. Gene Ontology annotation, molecular function: protein binding. The coding region runs from base 148 to 1737 and encodes 529 amino acids. The record is from RefSeq and is a predicted model, not a curated record. Lineage: Eukaryota; Metazoa; Arthropoda; Insecta; Lepidoptera; Pieridae.
CGUCACUUCUGUCAAAAUUUGUUGUGUCAUGUCUUCAUGUAAUAUUUUUGUCUCACAAUAACAAAAGAAAUUGCGAAAGGUAAUAUUAAAAUAAAGUGAAAAUCUUUAUAACUGUGUUUGAAAACUGAAGCUGAACAAUCCCUCAUAAUGCAUUGGUUCGGUGGGACGAUUGCCGAAGCGGUAACACUAUCAAAACAAAAAAAUGCUAUUUUCGUCGUUUUCGUUGAAGGUGACAAUGAUCAAUCCAAAGAGUUGGCUGCAACAAUAGACGAUCCAGCUGUGUUGAAACACUUGGCCAAUGAAAACAACUUCCUCGCUAUCAAGUUGACGAGUGGAUCGGAGAAUUACACAUACUUUGCACAGAUCUAUCAAUUCGUACCUGUACCAUCGCUAUUCUUCAUUGGACGUAACGGUACACCCUUGGAGGUUGUGUGCGCUGGGGUACAGGCAACGAACCUUGCUGAGAGGAUCGAUCGGAUACUUGAGGAGCAUUACAAAGGCACAAAAACAACGGUCCAACCGUCCACCUCGGGCCAGAAUAUAAAGCAACAAACAACAAGCCUGUUGCAAUCUGAAGCAGCAGUGACUGUUGCUACCAAACCUGAAGCAUCUUCAUCAUCAGAAAGUGUUAAGAGUCCAGAAGUACUGUCGCAUGAGAAACCAGAAACAUCAGAACCUCCCCCAAAGGUGCCAAAAACGACCCACCACGAAGUGACUCGCUCGGGGGCGGAAUAUGACGUUGUGUGUGAUGGGGAUGUUUGUACAAGGGUGCCGAAGGACAAUGCUAAUGCACCGGGACCUAGCGGGGUUGAUGCAAAUAAGACAGUAGAAACGUCGUCAAGUGACAUUAGCGCAGAAGAGAAGAUGGAAAGAGCGAAAGAGCUGAUCGAAGCGAGACGGAGAGAGAAGGCGGAGAAAGAGAAAGAGUUAGAAAAGCAGAAAGAGUUAGAGAGGCGGGCCACUGGGCAAGGGGUCGCGGAGUUGAAGAGAUGGCAGGCGGAUCAGGAGAUGAAACAAAUACAGGAGGAACGUAAACGCGAGAAACUCGAGAACGAUCUAGCGAGGCAGCGUAUAUUGGAGCAGAUUGCACAGGACAGGGCCGAGCGGAGGGCCAGGGACUUGCCCCAACCGCCGCCGGUGCAACAAGUGCCCCAUGCUACGGUUGGUGACGGAACUACCCGCGCUCGAGUACAAUUCAAGUUAAGUGACGGCGGUUCGCACACCGUACACUUUGACACUAACACCACACUUGCCGAAGUGCACCGGUAUGUGGCGGAUAACUUGCAGAUGUCGCCAACCUCCUUCUCCCUAUGGACGGCAUUCCCUCGCCAAGAGCUAACCGCCGAUACAGCAACUUUGAGAGAACUACAACUAGUCCCAUCGGCCGCACUAUUAGUAUUGCCGAGACGUAGUCCACCGCCCGCUAACAGACCGGCACCGGUCGCGUCGCUCAUAUCAUUCUUCACGCAACUGUUUACAUCGCUAAUCCUCGAUCCAUCAUACCAAAUAUACACUUGGUUGCGUGGUCGUCUCUUCGCCACACCACGAGUGCGUGGCCCAAGCGUUGGCCCAACCAGCCCCACUACACCAACCGGUACAGGCCCUAGUGGCUCCAACGUUGGCAAUAUUGGGCCAAAUGGUAUUAGACGCAGGGGCAAUAUACACAGGCUCACCGGUGAUAGACCCGGUGAUGAUGAUAAUAACACGUGGAACGGGAAUUCUACGCAGCAAAUGUGAGGUAAAACCGCCAGUGCUGCCAUGUAUGUGAAGAUAGCUUAAUCGAAAUUUCAAUUUGUUAUUUAGGGCAAGGAUGUUAUUUAAAAAUUAGUUUAAAAAUAAAAAAUUGUUCACCAUA